CGGAGCUAACAAAGAAAUGCCAGCCCAAGCCGAUCCAAAUCCGCUGCCGCCCCAUUCCCUCCGAAUCACCAAAAAAAGGAAUCUCUGCCUCUCUUUAUCACCUCCCUACCCACAUGUAACAAGAAGAACCUUUUCCACAUUACACAGAAAGAGAGAGAGAGAGAAGUAAACGAAUUAGUUAGAGAGAUUAAUUAGCUUAGGGUAAUCACAACCCUCAAAAAGUAUGAAAGGGGAGCUAUCACAGGAGACGCCGGUGGAAGCUCCGGCGAGCGCGUUGUGGGAGGCCUACCGCGGGAUUGAGCUGGGGAAGCUGGUCACCGAGCUGAUGUCCGACACCAUUGGCCAGGCCCAAGUCCUCGAAGGCGACGGCGGCCUCGGCACCGUCGUCAAGCUCACUUUCCCGCCCGGGACGCCGGGGGUGGGAUACUUGACGGAGGUAUUCAGGGUGGUGGACGACGAGAAGCGGGUCAAGGAAACCGAGACAGUGGAAGGCGGCCUGCUCGCUCUGGGCUUCGACUCGCUCCGAGUCCGCCUCGAAAUCGUGGAGAAAGGCGCCGAGUCCAGCGCCGUCAAGUCCACGCUCUUGUACGAGGUGGACGACGCCAAGCCGGAGCUGCUCGAUUAUCUCUCCACCGACCUCUUCGAGCUCAUGGCCAAAGGGAUAGGCAGCCAUGUCGUCGAGAACUACAGCAAGAAGAAAUCGACAUCGUCGAUCCUCUCCGCUUGAAUCAUCCCCAUUUGUUGUACUGCUUGCUUGCUUGUUGCUGUCUGUUUCUUCCAUCUCGAUCGAUCGUGUGUUUGUGUGUUUCCAGUAACAGUAAUAAUUUAAUUGAGAGCUGAUUAGGCAUCAGCAAUUUCCACAACAACCCGACCCGUCUUGAACGGAUACUAUCCGCUUCGCAAGUAGUGUGGAUUCUGAUAAUGUGUGCGUCUUAUUUACGCCUCGGCCUGUAGGCGGCUGGGAAAAUAGACCAGACUGUUAGAA
Linum trigynum is the source of this 985-nucleotide messenger RNA. The record is from the annotation of a GenBank genome assembly. Lineage: Eukaryota; Viridiplantae; Streptophyta; Magnoliopsida; Malpighiales; Linaceae.